ACCAUAUCAACCACAGUGAUUAUUGUUUGUAUCAAUAUCCAAAUAAUCAAGUGUUUUUUUUACCACAAUCUAAUUGCUACAAUCUGAUAGAAAUUAAUUAUUAUUGAUUAUGAUGAAAAUGAAAAUAAUGUCUAUUAAAGGAGAACUUGCUGUGAUAUCUGUUUGGGACAAACGAGGUUUAAUUGAUUUCGCUCGUCGACUGGCUAAUAGCGGAUUGAAUCUCGUGGCCAGUGGAGGAUCAGCCAAGACUCUAAGAGAAAAUGGGUUGAACCUGAAAGAUGUGUCAGAGGUCACUGGAGCACCUGAGAUGCUCGGUGGUCGAGUGAAGACUUUACACCCUGCGAUUCAUGGUGGUAUUUUGGCUCGAAAAAUUGAUUCUGAUCAAUCAGAUAUGCGAAAUCGUGGUUACCAAUAUAUCGGUAUUGUUGUUUGUAAUUUGUAUCCGUUUGUUCAAACGAUUAACUCACCAAACGUGACCAUUGCCGAUGCCGUUGAACAGGUGGACAUUGGAGGUGUUACUCUACUUCGAGCUGGUGCUAAGAAUCAUGAUCGAGUAGCUGUGAUCUGUGAUCCAAAUGACUAUCAUCUAGUUGCUUCCGAGAUUGAACUUAAUGGUGUUGUUUCAGCUGAGGUGCGACGAAUGUUGGCUGUUAAAGCUUUCAAUCAUACUGCUCAAUAUGAUUUGGCCAUUUCCAAUUACUUUAGAUCUCAAUAUUGUUCUGGAGUCUCCCAAUUGACCCUUAGAUAUGGCAUGAAUCCCCACCAAAAACCCGCUCAACUUUACACAAUGGAAGCAAAUUUACCCAUGAGAGUAGUCAAUGGAUCUCCUGGUUUCAUCAAUCUUUGUGAUGCUCUUAAUGCCUGGCAAUUAGUUCGUGAUUUAAAACAAGCCCUUAAUAUGCCAGCAGCCACAUCAUUUAAACACGUUUCUCCGGCUGGAGCCGCUGUUGGUGUCCCAUUAACUGGACCACAAUUACGAUUAUGUUGUGUUGAAGAUAUGGCUAAUGAUCUAACACCAUUGGCCACCGCUUAUGCUCGUGCUCGAGGAGCCGAUCGAAUGUCCUCUUUUGGUGAUUUUGUGGCCCUUUCUGAUAUCUGUGACGUUCCCACCGCCAAGAUAAUCUCACGGGAAGUUUCUGAUGGGAUAAUUGCACCAGGUUAUCAAGAAGAGGCUUUGAAUAUACUUAAGAAAAAGAAAGGUGGUUCUUAUUGUAUUCUAGAGAUUGAUCCUAAUUACGAGCCAUCAGAUAUGGAAACAAGAACACUUUUCGGUUUAACAUUGGAACAAAAAAGAAAUGAUGUAUUAAUUAAUGAGAAGUUAUUUAAUGUCGAUAAGAUCAUUUCAAAGAACAAUAAUUUAUCUAAAGAAGCGAUUCGAGAUUUAAUUGUUGCUACGAUUGCUCUUAAAUAUACACAAUCAAAUUCAGUUUGUUACGCCAAAGAUGGUCAAGUAAUUGGUAUCGGUGCUGGUCAACAAUCACGAAUUCAUUGUACCAGAUUAGCAGGUGACAAAGCUAACAAUUGGUGGAUGAGGCAACAUCCGACCAUCUCUCAAAUGGUUUUCAAGAAAACAAUUAAACGAGCUGAACAAUCAAAUUAUACCGAUGUUUAUGUCAAUCGACAAGUUGGCCUAGAAAUGGACGAGAAAAAAUGGAAAGAAGCUUUCGAGGUUGCACCUAAACUGUUAACAGAAGAUGAUGCCAAAAACUGGAUUAAGGAGAUGAACGGAGUUGCUUUAAGUUCUGAUGCCUUUUUCCCGUUCCGAGAUAAUAUCGAUAGAGCGGCAAUGUCGGGGGUCACUUAUGUCGCAAGUCCUGGAGGAUCGACUAACGAUCAGGUGGUUGUCGAUGCUUGUAAUGACCACGGAAUGGUUUUGGUCCAUACUGGAUUAAGAUUAUUCCAUCAUUAAAAAUGUUCUCUCAAUCUAAUUAACUGUUUAGAGAAACUUGUUAUUAUAAAUAUGAAACACUUUUUUGUUUA
Molecule: messenger RNA, 1980 nt
Organism: Panonychus citri (citrus red mite)
Lineage: Eukaryota; Metazoa; Arthropoda; Arachnida; Trombidiformes; Tetranychidae
Product: bifunctional purine biosynthesis protein ATIC-like
Exons: 6
Coding region: 110-1909 (599 amino acids)
Biological process (GO): 'de novo' IMP biosynthetic process
Cellular component (GO): cytosol
Molecular function (GO): phosphoribosylaminoimidazolecarboxamide formyltransferase activity; IMP cyclohydrolase activity
Source: RefSeq, a predicted model, not a curated record